GAACCGGAAGCGACGGGGCUUAGUCCCGCCUCCUCUCCUCGCCGCUUGGCUCUGGGGCUUCUGAGCUGUCGCCAUGACUGCGCGAGGUACUGCCAGCCGGUUCCUGACCAGUGUCCUCCACAACGGCCUGGGUCGCUACGUGCAGCAGCUGCAGCGUCUCAGCUUCAGCCUCAGCCGCGACUCGCCCUCGUCCCGCGGUGCCAGGGAGUUCGUGGAACGGGAGGUGGUCGACUUCGCCCGGCGGAACCCGGGGGUCGUAAUUUACGUGAACCCGCGGCCGUGCUGCGUGCCUAGAGUAGUGGCGGAAUACCUUAACGGGGCUGUGCGCGAGGAGAGCAUCCACUGCAAGUCGGCCGAGGACAUUGCGACGCUGGUGCAGAAGCUGGCCGACCAGUCGGGCCUUGACGUGAUCCGCAUCCGCAAGCCUUUCCACACGGACAGCCCUAGCAUCCAGGGCCAGUGGCACCCCUUCAUCAACAAACCGACAGCACCCGGCGGGCUGCGCCCCCGAGAGUUCCAGGAUGCUGCCCCAGCCCAGUGACAAGUGGUCCCACUCACUCUAACCCCAGGCUCUGGACUCUUCCCCCCUUGCAGAGGUGGUUCUUCCUCUUUUGGCUCAGGGGAUUCCAUGGCCAGGCAGACAAAUGGAGCUCACCCAUGGGGAAGCUGACGCCAAAGUUUUUGCCAGGGAUAGAGUUGCCUGUUUAUUUUCGGUGCCCACUGCUAGGGACAGUGACUUUGUGAAACUCCUUAUCCUUAUCGGCUGGCAUCUCUGAAACCUGGAAGCUCUCAAGAGUUUCACAGGGCCUUCAUUUUCUGGAAUCCAAAUUGGUAAUAGUGAUCUCAAAACGCGGUGAAGGGCUCAAGCCUGGCUUCUUCUGAAGAAUCUGCGAUGUCCUGUUGCUGCAACUGUUGAGCCGGAGAGCUAGCACCUUGUUUUCUGCUGUGAGCCUGGCAUUGCGCUAGGCACUUUAUAUGUGUGAAUAUUUGUAUACAGAUUAGAAAACAUGUUAAUAAACUUACCUAAGGUGACGUCUGAGGUCUUACUUCAAAAUGUGUGCAUAUUUUAAACAUAAGACCUGUUUUUUCAUUAUUCUAAAACCAGAAGCAGAACACAUAACAGGGUGGUUAGUGCCAAAGGCCAUGUGAUUAAUUUAGGCCUGACCUCUGGAGGGUGUGAUUCUCAGGCCGGGUCCCUGGUAACAAGCUUUUCUGCCCUCUAGUUGCCCUAUCCCUCUCCCCCUGCCCCUCUUUGUUCAGAAAUCAAUUCAUGUCUUCCCUUGAGGGAGGUAGAGGAUUUUGAAAAGCUUCUUGGGGAAGAACAGGAGGGCUGAUAAAUAAGGAGCAUCAUCCAGGCUUAGUUAAAAAGGGUGAGGAAAAAAGUAGGAAGUAAAAACUAGACACUUGUAUAAAUUCUCGAACCUGUAAUUCCCUUGUUUGUCAUGCCCUUAUCACCAUGAUCAGUGAAUAGUUUGAGCCCAGGCAGCCAGGAUGGAAGCUGAGGAUCCCAGUUUCCUCUGCAAAUGGUUCUGUGGAGAGCACAGCCAAGCUUGGAUGCAAAAAUCACUAUAGCAUCUUCUCCACAGGCUCAGAAGCCUGUCCCCUGGUGACCAGGGAAAAGCCAAUCUAGACCAAGCAGACCAUUCACAGCUGUGGGAAAGGGUAUUUAUUAACCAACGGGGGGAGGAGCUGAGCCUAGGCUCCCCACUCUGUCACAUGCCUUUUCCACCCACCUGGGUGGUGAAUGGGGCAUUCCUAAAGUAUAGUCGUUCUCACAAUAAAUACAUUCAUUGUGGGAUGGAGGUGGGAGAGGCU
Trichechus manatus latirostris (Florida manatee) is the source of this 1815-nucleotide messenger RNA. RefSeq names its product mitochondrial ribosomal protein L43 (gene MRPL43). Gene Ontology annotation, cellular component: mitochondrial large ribosomal subunit. Lineage: Eukaryota; Metazoa; Chordata; Mammalia; Sirenia; Trichechidae. The transcript is spliced from 3 exons. Gene Ontology annotation, molecular function: structural constituent of ribosome. Bases 74 to 541 code for a protein of 155 amino acids. The record is from RefSeq and is a predicted model, not a curated record. Gene Ontology annotation, biological process: mitochondrial translation.